Molecule: messenger RNA, 2205 nt
Organism: Coffea arabica (coffee)
Lineage: Eukaryota; Viridiplantae; Streptophyta; Magnoliopsida; Gentianales; Rubiaceae
Product: subtilisin-like protease
Biological process (GO): proteolysis
Molecular function (GO): serine-type endopeptidase activity
Source: RefSeq, a predicted model, not a curated record
CCAGUUCCCACCAUACAAACCAUUUUAGAGACUUACAUUAUCCAUGUUGAGUUGCCUGAUGACAUUGAUCAAAUUUCCACUGCAGAUUUCAGGUCAAAUGAAUAUCUUGAAACUUGGUACAACUCUUUUUUACCAACAACAGCUACUGCAAGCUCAAAUGAAGCAAGUCCUCGCAUUGUUUAUUCUUAUCGCAAUGUUUUCAAAGGAUUUGCUGCCAAACUAUCAGCUGAGGACGUAAAAGAGAUGGAAAAGAAGCCUGGUUUUGUACUAGCACGAAAACAGAAGAUGCUGUCUCUGAGUACCACCCACACUCCUAGCUUUUUGGGGCUGAAUUUGCAACAGAACUCGGGGUUUUGGAGGCAAUCAAACUACGGCAGAGAAAUCAUCAUUGGAGUGGUGGACACUGGGAUUGUCCCUGACCACCCUUCGUUCGAUGAUGAAGGAAUGCCUCCACCACCUGCUAAAUGGAAGGGGAGGUGCGACUUCAAUUCAUCAGUUUGCAACAACAAACUGAUAGGAGCCAGAUAUUUCCACGAUGGGAAUGGUUCGCCAUUGGAUGAGAUUGGCCAUGGUACUCACACAGCAAGCACAGCUGCUGGAAACUACGUCAGAGGUGCAAAUGUAUUAGGCAAUGCCAAUGGAACUGCAGUUGGUAUUGCCCCUCUUGCUCACUUGGCCAUGUAUAAAGUAUGUACACCAGAUGGAUGUUCAGAGAGUGAUAUAAUAGCUGCUAUGGAUGCUGCUAUAGAAGAUGGGGUUGAUAUCCUUUCCAUUUCUCUUGUAGGAGGGGAAGAUCAGUUUUAUGCAAAUAGUGUAUUGCUAGGAGCAUACAGUGCAAUGCAAAAAGGAAUUUUUGUCAGUUGCUCAGCAGGAAAUGAUGGCCCAUUUGAAAGUUCUUUAUCCAAUGAAGCCCCCUGGGUCAUGACUGUUGGUGCAAGCACCAUUGACAGAAACAUAAGGGCAACUGCCGUGCUUGGUAACAAGCAGGAAUUUCAUGGCGAGUCACUAUAUCAACCCAAGGAUUUUCCUCCCGCAUUGCAUCCUUUAUUCUACCCUGCAGGCAUGAACCAGAGUGAUUUGGACUCACGAUACUGCAACGCAGCAUCACUGAACAAGACUGAAGUGGAGGGAAAGAUAGUGGUUUGCCAUGUUGGAGGUGAUCUUACAGGAAUUGAAAAGGGGCAAAACAUCAAGGAUCUUGAUGGUGUUGGAAUGAUACUUAUUAACCCAGAGAAGGAUGGUUACACCACUUUCGCUGAUGCUCAUGUCCUUCCUGCUACCCUUUUAAGUUAUGCUGAUGGACUCAAGGUCAUGGCCUACAUAAACUCAACGAAGUCACCUGUUGCAGCGAUCUCUUUCAAAGGAACUGUCAUUGGACACAAUCAUGCUCCAAUGGUCGCUUCUUUUUCUUCUAGAGGUCCAAGCCGAGCAAGCCCAGGUAUUCUGAAGCCUGAUAUAAUUGGCCCUGGCGUAAACAUUCUCGCCGGUUGGAAUGAAUCCAUCGAAAACAACACGAAAUCAAAACUGAACUUCAAUGUGAUCUCGGGCACUUCAAUGUCUUGCCCUCAUUUGAGUGGUGCUGCAGCACUUCUGAAAAGUGCUCAUCCUAAAUGGUCUCCAGCAGCCAUUAAGUCUGCGAUAAUGACCACAGCUGAUCUUGUGAAUCUUGCGAAGAACCCCAUUGAGGAUGAAAGGCAUCUUCCAGCAAGCAUUUUUGCAGUUGGUUCAGGCCACGUUAAUCCGUCUAGAGCAAACAAUCCAGGGCUAAUAUAUGACAUUGAACCAACAGACUACGUGCCAUAUUUGUGCGGUUUGAUGAAUUACACUGACAAGGAGGUCGGUUUAUUAACACAAAGCAAGGUGAACUGCGCAAAAGAAUCAAGCAUACCUGAAGCACAGUUAAACUACCCUUCAUUUUCAAUCAUUUUUGGAUCACCUGUUCAGAGGUACACAAGAACAGUUACCAAUGUUGGUGAGGCUAAAUCCACGUACAACGUUAAGGUUGUUGCACCCAAAGGUGUUAAAGUGACAGUGGUACCUCAUACUCUCAAUUUCUCAAAGGUAAAUCAGAAGUUGACAUAUGAAGUUAUCUUUACUCGAUUGGAAGCGGCCGCUGAGGGGAUUGUGUCUCAAGGGUCUCUUUCUUGGAAUUCUGCAAAGUACUCAGUCCGGAGCCCAAUUGUUGCAAUUGUUAAUGGGAAUUAA